Molecule: messenger RNA, 3320 nt
Organism: Anolis carolinensis (green anole)
Lineage: Eukaryota; Metazoa; Chordata; Lepidosauria; Squamata; Anolidae
Gene: srms
Product: src-related kinase lacking C-terminal regulatory tyrosine and N-terminal myristylation sites
Exons: 9
Coding region: 1414-2949 (511 amino acids)
Biological process (GO): protein phosphorylation
Molecular function (GO): protein binding; ATP binding; protein tyrosine kinase activity
Source: RefSeq, a predicted model, not a curated record
GAUCCACUUUGGCUGGAUCAUAUUUCCAAGAUUGUUGGAUGAGGGAAGUUAUAUAAUCUGAAAAACUAUGCAAAUUUGGAACUGACAAAAAUGAGAUAAAAGCAACAUAGAUAAGUUUUUUUAAAAAAGGUUCAGUUUGAGAAAAUAUCACUUUAAGAAAGACUCAGGCUUAUUUAUCAUUUUUUUACAGCAUAGAUGGGGACAAGCUUCAAUUAUUGGAUUUAUGGUUUAAGGGAGUGUUAUCAAAGUCGAAGUAUGAAUGUAUAGUGUCAUCUAAAGGGAAAAGGACAACAAGAAAUAAAAAUCAACAGGAAAUAGAUGUGAGAUUCAGAUAAUAGUUCUAGUAGUUGUGCGUCUAGGAUGUGUUUAUUAGCAUAGAUUUGUUUUAUGUUAGGGUGAUUGUCUUAGAUAUACAGUAGAAUCUCACUUAUCCAACACUCACUUAUCCAAUGUUCUGGAUUAUCAAACGCAUUUUUGUAGUCAAUAUUUUCAAUACAUCGUGAUAUUUUGGUGCUAAAUUCGUAAAUACAGUAAUUACAAAAUAGCAUUACUGUGUAUUGAACUACUUUUUCUGUCAAAUUUGUUGUAUAACAUGAUGUUUUGGUGCUUAAUUUGUAAAAUCAUAACCUAAUUUAAUGUUUAAUAGGCGUUUCCUUGAUCUCUCCUUAUCCAACAUAGUCACUUAUCCAACAUUCUGCCAGCCUGUUUAUGUUGGAUAAGCGAGACUCUACUGUAGUUGUGUUGUUUGUUAUAGUUUUGUAUUGUAUUGUCUUCUAUUGUUUCUAUUUUCUAUAUUUUUAUUUUCUUUCUCUAUUUAUGAAUAAAAAUAAUUUUUAAAAACCACCACAAUGUGGCCAAAUCAAAUUUCUCAGAUGAUCAGAUGGGGAAUGUUAUUCUUUUAAGCAGAACCCAACCAUUGCUUCCCAGAUUCUGUUUUUAGCAUGCAUGUUAAGUGGACUGCAAAUGAGGCAACUGGCACCCUUCCAAAGCGUAGUGAAUUCACACACGCUGCAAGCAACAGAGUGGAAAUGACUGCUAAUUUGGGCGCAGCUCCGAACACGAACAAAUCUGAUAAUUAAGCCAACCCCAGCUGUGGCGGAUAUGUUGGCAGGCCUGUACUUGUGAGUUUAGCCUGCAGCAAACUAGUUGCACCUGAUUGUCCAGUCUCACUUUUGGAAACUUGGGAGUUGCCAGUAGACAACUAUCAGCACAGAUCCUGGGACUGUGAGUAGCAUCUCAUUCCACUUCUGUUGGUUUGGAGAAGACACCAGCGCUUGGAUAUAUAGCUGAUGAGGAACCCGGCAAUGAAAACUCCACCAUUGUUCAUCUUUUCUUCAAGAAGACCUAUGGAAUAACACAGCUGAAUCCUCUUUGAUACAUUCUCUCUUUCUCCCCCUCUCCAUAUAAAAAGGGAUGGACCAAUUCAUCCGGAAACACUUGACUUUCCUCCAUACCUUCUGGAACAAAUGUUUGCCCAAUGCCUCUCCCAAUAACCACUCCUUGGAUUUUUGGGAGCCCAUCCCGGAAGAAUCCCUGCACCCCACUCUGGACCCCGACCCUGCAGAGCCGCCUUUCUCCCUCUUUGACGUCCUCUACGACUUCACCGCCAGAAGCACAGAGGAGCUGAGUGUCAACCGAGGAGAGAAGCUUUGUGUCCUCAAAGAAGAAGGAGGAUAUGUCUUGGCCCGGCGGCUUUCUGGAGAUCCACUCGUGGGCUAUGUCCCGGCAAAUUAUAUCAGCAAGAUCUGCCGGGAAAGUGCUGCCCAACAGCCUUGGUACCUAAGUGGCAUCAGUCGGAACAAAGCCAGCCUCCUUCUUCUCUCUCCUCCUAAUCGUCAUGGCUCCUUCCUCAUUCGGGACAGCGAGAGCAACAAAGGGGAACAUUCCCUCUCAGUUCGGAAUCAUUCCAAAGUGCGGCACUUCAGGAUCUACAAGGACCCCGGAGGAGGAUUUUACUUAGAAAAGGGGCACACGUUUCCCACUCUGGCACAGCUCCUUUCCUAUUACACAGUCAACUGGAAGGUCAUACAGAGCCCUCUGCUUCAGCCCUGCACCCAAAAGAGAUUUCAGAAUUGUAAUCCAAAAAGUCCAGAAUGUAAUGCUGGUAAUGUAAUGCUGCGGACUCCAGAGACAGACCAAUGGGAGCGGCCUCGUUCUGAAUUCCAGCUCUGGCGGAAGAUGGGAGAAGGAUGCUUUGGAGAGGUGUGGGAAGGAAUGUGGAAGAACACAGUGCCAGUGGCCAUCAAAAUCAUGAAGCAAGCGGACAUGAGAGAUGACUUUGCCAAAGAGAUCCAGAACUUGAAAAGCCUAAAGCACACGAGGCUCAUCAAACUCCUCGCGAUCUGCUCCGUGGGCGAACCGGUCUACAUCGUUACCGAGCUGAUGAGGAAGGGCAACUUACACAGCUACCUCAACUCUGUUGCAGGGAAGGAACUGACAACCCAUCACCUGCUCAGCAUUUCUUGCCAAGUGGCUGAUGGGAUGACCUACCUGGAGGAGCAGCACGUUGUCCAUCGAGAUUUAGCUGCCAGAAACAUCCUGGUGGGAGAUGACCUUGCCUGUAAAAUAGCUGAUUUCGGCCUCGCCAGGCUCCUAAAGGAUGAUAUUUACUCCACCAGCAGCAACACGAUGAUUCCCGUGAAAUGGACAGCACCCGAAGCAGCCAUCUACCAGACCUAUUCCCCCAAAUCAGAUGUCUGGUCUUAUGGGAUUCUUCUCUAUGAGGUUUUCACAUAUGGGCAGUGUCCCUACGAAGGGAUGACCAACCAAGAAACCAUCCAGCAGAUUACGCGGGGUUACCGCCUUCCUCGUCCGAACAGCUGCUCUCCGGAGAUUUACAGCGUGAUGCUGGAGUGCUGGAAGAGCCACCCGGAAGACAGGCCCAGCUUUCUCACCUUGAGGGAGUCCCUCUUCUCUAUUUACAAAUGGGGACAUCACCCGUUUUCUUGAAUGGGGAGACUGCAUACACAGACUGUGAGUUUUAUCUCCUCUCUGGGAUUAGCUGCUAGGAAUAGGCAACUCAUUGCCUGGAAUAACCAGCUCGAGUGAGCCUUGGCCUCCAAGAACCUUUGUGCUUUUGAAGCUGGAAUGGGUGAAGAAGACCUUACUCUUUCCUUCUGCCUUGCGAUGAGUCCCGUUUUGGCUUUGCUGGCUGCGUUUCCCAGAAGAUAAUCCACUAUUGAUGCUGCCUGCGGCCAAGAUGUUAUUGUGACGAGAAACAGAAAAAGCAGUUUCCUCCUCUUUGGACAGCUGUGGACUGCUUCCCUUGCUGUGGGCGCCAGUAGGAUUUAAUUAUUCAAUAAAAACACGUACAAAAUAAA